AUACAGUGGGAGGACAGGUUUCUCCUGUAGAUUGUAACAAGACCUCAUCACUUCGUGACUGCCACCACACUCAGAAGAGUCGUGAACGUUUCUACUAUGACAGUGCGUCUCCGGUCACAGAGGACAUGCAUUAGCAUCCCACUGAUCCUACAUACCAGACAGGUGUCAUACAGAUAGCUAUCGAAGUUGAACAGAAGGAAAGCUAUCCAAGUGUUUUCAAGAUCAUAAAAGGAGGAAGAUUUACCUAGUUUCUUCAUAACUUGCAGAAAGUUUGGAUGCUGUGUCACAAGUGCAACUAAAAAGCAGAGUUAUUCUUCAGGAAAUCUUCACGUUCAGCAAAUUUGAUUACAUGCACUUUAUUUGGCAACACAGAAUCAAUUUGUCAGACAUAUUGCAUUGAGUUAUUGAGAGAAUACAAAUUUAUGUAAACUAUACUUCAUCAUUAAUUGAUUUGAGGAGAACCUUCGUCAGGAAAACUGUGCUUCAUUAAGUGACAAUUCUUUGGUGGGUAAUGUUUUCUGUUAUGGAAUGAGGUAUGGCAGAGUUGUUGUUUAAGGUGAUAAUAAUUGGUGAUCCAACUGUAGGAAAGACAUCAUUUGUGCAGCGGUAUGUGAAUGAUUCAUAUCGGAGGGAUUACAAAAUGACAAUAGGCGUUGACUUUGCCUUGAAGGUAAUAAAGUGGUCAGAUAAUAGGACAAUCAAACUACAACUUUGGGAUAUAGCAGGUCAAGAACGGUUUACAUCAAUGACCCGGGUUUACUACAAAGAUGCUCAUGCGUGUAUCGUGAUGUUCGACUUAUCUCAGCGGGCAACCUUCCAGAGUGCAGUCAAGUGGAAGAAAGAUCUAGACACUAAAUGUUCUCUCCUAGAUGGCUCCCCUGUACCCUGCCUGCUCAUUGCCAACAAGUGUGAUCUAAGCCACAGAGAAGUGGAGCAGGAAGAGGUAGAGGAGGUGUGCCGGGAGCAUGAGUUUGUGGGGUGGACAGAGACGUCAGUCAAAGAGGGUCUCAUGAUAGAUGAAUGUAUGAGGUUUUUAAUAGAAGAAAUGGUUAACAAACAUGCAGAAAUUGAUGGAUUAUCAGAAUCUUUCACUGCAAGACGAGGUGAUGGAAUACGAUUGAAUCCUGACUCUCAGAAGUCCACCGCGUCUGGUCGCUGUAGCUGCUGACGUUUUCUUGGUCAUUGCUACCUGUUCAAAUGAAAGUUCUGAUUUCUGUGUAUUUCGCGUGUUUCUGCUCACCAGGACCAAAGGUCGAAGUGAGGUAAUGGCAGGCUCUCUGAGGCUGUAAUUAUGUAUAGUGUGAUUACAUGUGUAAUUGACAAAUCAUUUACAUGUUCCUUAUUAGGCAAAGCACCAAUAAAAAAUCAACAGCUAAGUGAGUGGCACAUGGUCACUGAAUUGCUCACAAUAUAUUGCAAUACACUAGGGUGAUAAUAUUACAUUCAAAGUUAAAAAGCAACAAAGUGCCGCUCUGGCCUCAAGUUUGUUAAGUCACUGCUUGGAUAUUGUGAGUGGCGAUGAUGUAAACAGGAAGUGCCACUAUGUCUUGACUGAUGUCUACAUACGAUGAUUUAUUUGUCAAUAAAGAUUACCAAUACAAUUGGAUUGAAGGGUAAAUACAUAAUUGGUUGAACAAUUGGUUCAGAUUGCACUGUAUCUUUACCAAGAUGUUGGAUGUGUAGGGAAAGGUACUGUGUAUACAUACAACUAGAAGUGAUCAUCGCUAUGUGAGAUGUUGGAUGUGUGAGGAAAGGUACUGGGUAUACAUACAACUAGAAGUGAUCAUCGCUAUGUGAGAUGUUGGAUGUGUGAGGAAAGGUACUGGGUAUACAUACAACUAGAAGUGAUCAUCGCUAUGUGAGAUGUUGGAUGUGUGAGGAAAGGUACUAGGUAUACAUACAACUAGAAGUGAUCAUCGCUAUGUGAGAUGUUGGAUGUGUGAGGAAAGGUACUAGGUAUACAUACAACUAGAAGUGAUCAUCGCUAUGUGAGAUGUUGGAUGUGUGAGGAAAGGUACUGGGUAUACAUACAACUAGAAGUGAUCAUCGCUAUGUGAGAUGUUGGAUGUGUGAGGAAAGGUACUGGGUAUACAUACAACUAGAAGUGAUCAUCGCUAUGUGAGAUGUUGGAUGUGUGAGGAAAGGUACUAGGUAUACAUACAACUAGAAGUGAUCAUCGCUAUGUGAGAUGUUGGAUGUGUGAGGAAAGGUACUAAGUAUACAUACAACUAGAAGUGAUCAUCACUAUGUGAGAUGUUGGAUGUGUGAGGAAAGGUACUGGGUAUACAUACAACUAGAAGUGAUCAUCGCUAUGUGAGAUGUUGGAUGUGUGAGGAAAGGUACUGGGUAUACAUACAACUAGAAGUGAUCAUCGCUAUGUGAGAUGUUGGAUGUGUGAGGAAAGGUACUGGGUAUACAUACAACUAGAAGUGAUCAUCGCUAUGUGAGAUGUUGGAUGUGUGAGGAAAGGUACUAGGUAUACAUACAACUAGAAGUGAUCAUCGCUAUGUGAGAUGUUGGAUGUGUGAGGAAAGGUACUAGGUAUACAUACAACUAGAAGUGAUCAUCGCUAUGUGAGAUGUUGGAUGUGUGAGGAAAGGUACUGGGUAUACAUACAACUAGAAGUGAUCAUCGCUAUGUGAGAUGUUGGAUGUGUGAGGAAAGGUACUGGGUAUACAUACAACUAGAAGUGAUCAUCGCUAUGUGAGAUGUUGGAUGUGUGAGGAAAGGUACUGGGUAUACAUACAACUAGAAGUGAUCAUCGCUAUGUGAGAUGUUGGAUGUGUGAGGAAAGGUACUGGGUAUACAUACAACCAGAAGUGAUCAUCGCUAUGUGAGAUGUUGGAUGUGUGAGGAAAGGUACUAGGUAUACAUACAACUAGAAGUGAUCAUCGCUAUGUGAGAUGUUGGAUGUGUGAGGAAAGGUACUGGGUAUACAUACAACUAGAAGUGAUCAUCGCUAUGUGAGAUGUUGGAUGUGUGAGGAAAGGUACUAGGUAUACAUACAACUAGAAGUGAUCAUCGCUAUGUGAGAUGUUGGAUGUGUGAGGAAAGGUACUAGGUAUACAUACAACUGGAAGUGCUCAGAGACCUGCAUCACUUUGGGCUUUCCUCCCACAUUAAGCUGACUUGCCGUGAUAUAUUUGGAAUACUGUUCAAAGCUGUGUUAAACCCAACUCACUCACUCACUCACGAAAGGCAAGGUUUUUCUUGAUCUUCAAUGUUUUGAAUGUAAGAAACGAUAACCAUAUUUGAACUGUCAUAUGAUAUAGAUAAUAAAAUUGUAUUUUAGUU
Messenger RNA from Haliotis rufescens (red abalone), 3294 nucleotides. RefSeq names its product ras-related protein Rab-7L1-like. Bases 536 to 1168 code for a protein of 210 amino acids. The transcript has 6 exons. Gene Ontology annotation, biological process: vesicle-mediated transport. Gene Ontology annotation, molecular function: GTP binding; GTPase activity. Gene Ontology annotation, cellular component: Golgi apparatus; trans-Golgi network; vesicle. Lineage: Eukaryota; Metazoa; Mollusca; Gastropoda; Lepetellida; Haliotidae. The record is from RefSeq and is a predicted model, not a curated record.